AUGAACGAUAUGAGUGUUCCUUGGUCCAUUCCAAAAUCGAAAAUGUCCUAUUUUGGCCGAAGGUAUCCUAGAGAGACUAAUGAGGCAGAGGAUUUAAAUCAGUCGAAGAUUGAAACUGAUGCAAUGCCAAGCAUUAUCAAUGUAGAGAAGCAUCAUAUCAUCUGCUUUUUUCUCUCAAUUAUUUCUUAUAUCAUAGAUGUUUGUAGUGACAGCUUGAUCGCUAUUGACUAUAUUGCUUCUCAGAGAUUGACGCAUGCAUUCUUCACUAUCAUUCCUUACAUCACUGGUUUCUCAGCAACAUUCAUCCUAUCGUAUAUUUGGCAUAAAGAAGAUCAUACUCGUUGUUAUCAAUAUGUAACAUCUCUACCAGCACCUACUGCUGUUUUUCGUUUUGACGUCUCAGAUUAUGCUAAACUUGCAUUCAAAGCUUUAAUUGGCCCUAUUUAUUGGAAUUAUAAUGCUAUUCUGUUUGCUUACAGAAUGAAGAACGUUAGUUCUAAAAAAUUAAAAAAAUAUUUUUUUUGUCGGAUGGUUGAAUGUGAAAGAGAUGCCACUCUAUUAAGACUUGUAGAAGCUUUCAUAGAGUCUGCUCCUCAAAUGAUUGUCCAAACUAUCAUUGUCUUACAAUCCGUUCAUUAUGGGAACAAUAGCAGUGUUUGGAUUUACUUCCAUUACCUUUCCAUAUUAUCAUCAUUAGUCAGCGUGUGUUGGGCUUUAUGCUGUCAGCAUCGAACUCUUCGAAUGGUUCGAUUAGACAAGAUUAACAUUCAUCCAAGUGAAAUUAUAAUACAGUUCUUAUGGAGAUUUUUUUUGAUGUCUUCAAGAGCCCUUAUUAUCGUUAUAGCAAUUAUAGCAUUUGGAUAUCAAGCUGCUUGGUUCGGUGCAAUCCAUUGUGUUGCUACUAUUCUCCAUCUCUUCAUGUUUCAGUGGGAUGGGAAUAAAGGCCUCUCGUAUUCAUCUCGAUGUCUAGUCAUGAUCUGUAAUAUGUUCAUUCACAUGUUUACUCCAUUCAAUUCCGUUGAUGGACCAGCUUGCUGGCGAUACACCGUUGCGCUGCUGGUUGAACUUAUAGAAGCCGAGCUUAUUUUCUAUUAUCUGUGGUUUUAUGCGAACACUACGAAUUUCGAUGUCAUUCCAUUGAUCUAUACAUAUCACAGUACAUACAUUAUUGGUAUAAUUCUGAUGAUCAUUUAUUACAAACGUCUACAUCCGUCUCGCAGAUCUGUCAAUUAG
Molecule: messenger RNA, 1233 nt
Organism: Auanema sp. JU1783
Lineage: Eukaryota; Metazoa; Nematoda; Chromadorea; Rhabditida; Rhabditidae
Source: the annotation of a GenBank genome assembly